Lactuca sativa (garden lettuce) is the source of this 1433-nucleotide messenger RNA. RefSeq lists its product as uncharacterized. NCBI's taxonomy places the organism in Eukaryota, Viridiplantae, Streptophyta, Magnoliopsida, Asterales, Asteraceae. The record is from RefSeq and is a predicted model, not a curated record.
GUGUCCAAGUAUUUUCCUAGCAUGUGAACUUUGGCUAAAAGAGUCAUCUUUCUUGGCUCUUCUGCAUAUUAUUGGCUUAAAGAUUCUCAUAAGUUAGGUUUUAAGUAGUGGGUCUUCCUCAAACUUGAGAAAAACUCAAAUCUUUUUGUAGUUUUGAUGUGAAUUUUUUAGAGGGUAAAAAUGUCAUCAUUGAGUGGUCUAGAGAUUGGUUUGUGUUUCCUCUUUGGAUGUAUCCUGAUGCUUCUUUCUGCAGAGCUGUAUUAUCUUCUAUGUUGGAAGAAGAGGGUCUCCCAAGAUACAGAAGACAUUGAAAACCAACAUUUAUCCUCUUCCGAUUAUACCCCUCCUAAUCUCUCCUCAUACACUUGUUGUUGGAAAACCUCAAAAUCCCCCCAAACCCAAGAAAAAGAUUUGCAAACAUAUACCAAACAACAAGAUUCCGACAUGGGUUUGGGUAAAGAUUCGGUGUUAAAGGGAUUGGGAGAUGAAAGUUUGGAUCUUGAACUCAUGAGACUACAUAACCUAGGUGGGCCACCUAGGUUUCUUUUCACAAUCAAUGAAGAAACCAAAGAAGACUUGGAAUCCGAGAGGAGCAAAAUGGGGUCAAGAACGAGAAGCUUGGGUGAGAUUCUUGAUACUUUAGACACACCAUUUUUGUCUCCUGUUGCUUCACCACCAUUGAAGCUCCCACAACAACUCAGUUUGGAAGCUUAUAAUCACCAUGGAUUAAACCCUCUGUUUGAAUCCAAUGAAGUUGCUAUGAACAAGGCGAAAUCCUCACCGCCACCCACAUUCAAGUUCUUGAGAGACGCAGAGGAGAAGCUCUUGAAAAGAUUGAUGCAAAUGGAGGGUGACAAAAGAGCAAGUUUUAAGAAAUUGGAUCAAGAUUCUUCAAGAAAAACAGAGGAGAAAGAUGGUUCUUUUGUAAAAUUGGUUGUUAGUAAGGGCAAUAGUGAAGGAGGGCAUCGUAAAGUUUCAACACAUUCAAAGGUUCUUCCAUUGGCUUGAUCUACAUCAACUUUUACCAAUUCCUGAAAUGGGUGCCUCUAAUUUGGUCAAGUGGUCGGGGAAAAAGACCCUCAAAGCCCACCGCAUCGCCGGCUGCCUCACCUACAUAGCCUUCGCCACGUUAUCCGUCGUCAUUGUCUUCUGUCACAUCUUUCUGAAUGGGUCUUGAUUUGAGUCGAGUAUAUUGCUUCAUAGCUCAAGUUCUUGGCAUACACAUGUAUUUAUCUGUUUCUUAUACAUAUUUUCGAUCGACUAAUGCUAUGUUUGAGUUGUUUUUGAAUGUGCGAUCAUAUCAACCUUGUGGGUUUGAUUAUAGGUUUUAAGGUUUAUAGGAGGGAUGGAUAGAGAAUAUGAAGAUGGUGAUUGUGCUCUAAGCACGAGUGUAUCGAAACACAUUAUCUGGUCAAAGAACAUUUCCAGAAUCA